This is a messenger RNA of Magallana angulata, 1941 nucleotides long. RefSeq names its product beta-1,4-galactosyltransferase galt-1-like. Lineage: Eukaryota; Metazoa; Mollusca; Bivalvia; Ostreida; Ostreidae. The transcript is spliced from 3 exons. The record is from RefSeq and is a predicted model, not a curated record. The coding region runs from base 207 to 1544 and encodes 445 amino acids.
CUUUCCCAUCUUUCUCAUAAAUCCGUAUUCAGUAUUGAUAAUGUAGUGCACACGAGGGUCUUUAAUUUGAUACACACCAUGAAAAACAGGAUAAUUUGAUUGAAAAGUGUAUUACGGUGUAACACAUAGGUAUGAAUAUUUUCAGAGAGUAGGAUAGCAUCAAUACUUCCAAGGUCGUUACACAAAGUGGGAUUCACUUUGUCGUUAUGCAACAAGAAGUUCCAACAAAAAGAACAACACCUAAAUCCGUCCGAUGGAGUGUUUCGUUUCUUUUCAUGUAUGCUACCAUAUACUGCUUUCAUGUACAUCUUAGGCUGAGAUUAACCCAAACCAAAGACCUACAAUCUCGUGAAAACAAAAUUAUAACGGAUCAUUUCCGGUCUGUGAUUCCCGGAAGUAGUGAUGUCUUCGUCUUUUCGGCGUUUGGAAUUCACUCCGACAGUGACGAUUUCUCUCAGUCGGACAAUGUCACCGUCUCUAUUAGUUCGGUUGUGGACAUGGAUUCGCCAGUGCGUGACUACAAGUGUAUUCUCAGACGGAAAGAGUCCCCAACGGCGAUUUGGACGAAAGCAACCUUGCAGUUAUAUCCCGAGAGCCAUGGACGACGGUUUACUGCGGCUGCCUUUUCUUGUAUGGUUAAAGAUGCCAUCGAUCUGGACACAGUGAGUUUAGUUGCAGACAACAAGGAGAAUCCAGCUGUGGUGCUUCCAAUCAUGUUUCCAUCAGAGGCCAAACGUACUUUCACAGUGUGUAUUCCUCCCCUGAACUCGAGAUACAGUAAAGCAUACCAGCUGGUGGAAAUGGUGGAAGUCGGUCGACUCCUUGGAGCCGACCAUUACUUCUUUUAUAACUAUAGCACAGAGUGGAAUGUUGAUGUAGUGUUGAACCAUUAUGAAUCUCGGGGACUUGCUACAAUCAUACAGUGGUCAUUACCACUGGCAUUGCAAAUCAACGGAACGGAUGGUACAUCAGAAGAAGCAAGACUUCACUACUUUGGCCAGCUUGUGAUGCUUAAUGACUGUCUGAAUAGAAAUCGGGGAGCCAGUAAGUAUGUCAUCUUUCAGGAUCUGGACGAACUUCUUAUCCCAAAAAACCAUCAAUCAUGGAACGACAUGUUGAACUCACUGCCAGCCAACAUGGCUGCCUAUAUGUUUCGUUCGUCAUUUUUCCAUUUAGACUGGCCUAAUACGGGCUUAGAUUCCAAUGUAAUCAAUGAAAUCGCUAAGCCUUAUAAGGCAUACGCUUUCAUUAAACAGUACCGAGAAGAGCGCAUUUUUGGACGAUCCGUGAGGUCCAAGUAUAUAGUGGAUCCAUUACAAGUCCAAGUUGUUGGUGUACAUAAUGUGUGGAAAUUCAGGAAGGGAGGCAAGUCGUACCAUGUUCCACCAGAGGUCGCUCUUGUUCAUCAUUAUCGUGAAAUGAAACAAAAUCAACAGAUUCGCUCUCAGAGGGAUAAUAGUACACUGAGAUAUAUAGGCGCUCUGUACCAGAUCCAGCGGACAUGGCGGUCAUUACUUCACAUACCGCUUGGACCAAUCAACUAAGUUCCCGAUGUGCAGACCAAUGAUAAACCAAACUUUGGGUGUCAGUUAUAAGCAAGAUACAGAGCUGGCAAUCAGUUUUUGGAACGCAAAUCACAGUUCGCUAUUCACAAUUCAAAAUUAAUAAUUCAUAUUUGGGGCCUGAAAUUUUCAGGGUAAUCUCCUAGUGGUAUACCACCUCCACUGUGAAAAUUAAGUGAAUUAAGUGGUCAUCUCUAGCUUUUGAGAUUCGGGAUUAUUUACAAUUCAAAAGUGAACUGCAUUCUAGAACGCAGUUCGCAAUUCUAAAUUUUUUGCUCAUAUUUAGUACCGAAAUUCCUUGUGCCGGGAACGAAUUAUCUGUGCAGGAUUGCCUUAAUAAAUUUCUAAACGAAGAAGUGAUUGACGAGUAUAUAUAUAU